Python bivittatus (Burmese python) is the source of this 904-nucleotide messenger RNA. It is a transcript of the gene RPE, whose product is annotated as ribulose-5-phosphate-3-epimerase. Gene Ontology annotation, biological process: carbohydrate metabolic process; pentose-phosphate shunt. Gene Ontology annotation, molecular function: D-ribulose-phosphate 3-epimerase activity. NCBI's taxonomy places the organism in Eukaryota, Metazoa, Chordata, Lepidosauria, Squamata, Pythonidae. The record is from RefSeq and is a predicted model, not a curated record.
GCUUCCGGGUCGGGGCGAAUUCGGCUUCUAGGCCUCCGAGAGACAGUUAUGGCGUCCGGAUGUCGGAUAGGUCCUUCCAUUCUCAACAGCGACCUGGCGGCUCUGGGAGCCGAGUGCAGGCGCAUGAUGGAUUGCGGCGCAGACUACCUGCACCUGGAUGUAAUGGACGGGCAUUUUGUCCCAAACAUCACUUUUGGCCAUCCUGUUGUAGAGAGUCUUCGGAAGCGGCUGGGUCAGCAGGCCUUUUUUGAUAUGCAUAUGAUGGUUGCUAGACCAGAACAGUGGGUAAAACCUAUGGCUGUAGCUGGUGCAAAUCAGUAUACCUUUCAUAUAGAAGCUACAGACAAUCCAGGGGCCCUCAUCAAAGAUAUAAGAGAAAAUGGAAUGAAGGUUGGUUUGGCUAUCAAGCCAGGAACUACAGUAGAAUAUUUAGCACCAUGGGCCAAUCAGAUAGACAUGGCUUUAGUUAUGACAGUGGAACCUGGUUUUGGUGGACAAAAGUUCAUGGAAGAUAUGAUGCCAAAGGUUCACUGGCUGAGAACCCAGUUUCCUUCUUUGGAUAUUGAAGUAGAUGGUGGUGUAGGGCCAGAUACUAUACAUAAAUGUGCAGAGGCUGGUGCAAAUAUGAUUGUAUCUGGGAGUGCUGUAAUGAAGAGUGACGACCCUAGAGCUGUGAUUAACCUUCUGAGGAAUGUGUGUUGUGAAGCUGCUCAAAAGCGUUCUCUUGAUCGCAACUGGAAGAACAGAAGAUACUUACAAGAAAUUUAUUACUAUGAAAAAAUAACUUACUAGAAAGAAGAAUUCCAUCUUUUGAAUGAUCAAAACCCACCUUUUGGCUAAUUUUAAUAAAGAUGUAAGUCAGAACUAGCUCUGUUUUAAGAGUGAGAAUCAAAUCAACAAAAUA